This is a messenger RNA of Zymoseptoria tritici IPO323, 408 nucleotides long. RefSeq lists its product as uncharacterized. The record is from RefSeq and is a predicted model, not a curated record. The transcript is spliced from 3 exons. Bases 1 to 408 code for a protein of 135 amino acids. NCBI's taxonomy places the organism in Eukaryota, Fungi, Ascomycota, Dothideomycetes, Mycosphaerellales, Mycosphaerellaceae.
AUGUUGCUCACCUCCAUCCUCUCCACCCUCGUGGUCGCCCUCAGCACCACUCACGUCGCCGCCGACACAGGCGCCCACUUCAAAAUCCUGAUCGAACGCUACGAAGGCCAAGGCUGCACCGAAGACAACGGCGAAAAAUACCGCACCGAAGAAGUCCGUUCAGGCCAGUGCUUCCACGGGCACCACCGCCAGCCGUUCGACAGCUACAAAUUCCACUGGGACAAGCACCGCUGGGAGGAUCGUCCGGAUAACAAGGAUUGCGACUUGCACAUCUUCUCCGAUCAUCGGUGUAAGGGGGAUGUUGUGGAGACGAUUCCUGGUGUGGAAAUGGGCGACGACGACAAUAAGUGCCGUGAUAUCUCGCCUUCGGGCAUGUCGGCCAUCAUCGACUGCGAGUUUCGUAAUUAG